Molecule: messenger RNA, 3802 nt
Organism: Oreochromis niloticus (Nile tilapia)
Lineage: Eukaryota; Metazoa; Chordata; Actinopteri; Cichliformes; Cichlidae
Product: NLR family CARD domain-containing protein 3-like
Exons: 7
Coding region: 1-2943 (980 amino acids)
Molecular function (GO): protein binding
Source: RefSeq, a predicted model, not a curated record
AUGAAGCAGGAGGAGCUGGCUGACCAUCUGCAGAGAAAAAGCCUUGCUGAAGAUUGUCAUCUUAAACUUAAAUCUGAGCUGAAGAAGAAGUUCCAGUGUGUGUUUGAGGGGAUCGCUAAAGCAGGAAACCCAACCCUUCUGAAUCAGAUCUACACAGAGCUCUACAUCACAGAGGGAGGGACUGCAGAGGUCAAUGAUGAACAUGAGGUCAGACAGAUUGAAACAGCGUCCAGGAAACCAGACAGACCAGAAAGAACAAUCAGACAAGAAGACAUCUUUAAAGGCUCACCUGGAAGAGAUGAACCAAUCAGAACAGUGCUGACAAAGGGAGUGUCUGGCAUUGGGAAAACGGUCUUAAUACAGAAAUACAGCCUGGACUGGGCUGAAGACAAAGCCAACCAGGACAUCCAGUUCAUAUUUCCAUUCACUUUCAGAGAGCUGAAUGUGCUGAAAGAGGAAAAGUUCAGCUUGGUGGAACUUGUUCAUCACUUCUUUACUGAAACCAAAGAAGCAGGAAUCUGCAGGUUUGAAGACUUCCAGGUUGUGUUCAUCUUUGAUGGUCUGGAUGAGUGUCGACUUCCUCUGGACUUCCACGAAGCGACAAUCCUAACUGACCCUAGAAAAUCCACCUCAGUGGAUGUGCUGCUGAUAAACCUCAUCAGGGGGAAACUGCUUCCCUCUGCUCGUCUCUGGAUAACCACACGACCUGCAGCAGCCAAUCAGAUCCCUCCUGAAUGUGUUGGCAUGGUGACAGAGGUCAGAGGGUUCACUGACCCACAGAAGGAGGAGUACUUCAGGAAGAGAUUCGGAGAUGAGGAGCAGGCCAGCAAGAUCAUCUCCCACAUCAAGUCAUCACGAAGCCUCCACAUCAUGUGCCACAUCCCAGUCUUCUGCUGGAUCACUGCUACAGUUCUGGAGGAUGUGCUGAAAACCAGAGAGGGAGGACAGCUGCCCAAGACCCUGACUGACAUUUACAUCCACUUCUUGGUGGUUCAGGCCAAAGUGAAGAAGGUCAAGUAUGAUGGAAGAGCUGAGACAGAUCCACACUGGAGUCCAGAGAGCAAGAAGACGAUUGAGUCUCUGGGGAAACUGGCUUUUGAGCAGCUGCAGCAAGGAAACCUGAUCUUCUAUGAAUCAGACCUGACAGAGUGUGGCAUCGAUAUCAGAGCAGCCUCAGUGUACUCAGGAGUGUUCACACAGAUCUUUAAAGAGGAGAGAGGACUGUACCAGGACAAGGUGUUCUGCUUCAUCCAUCUGAGUGUUCAGGAGUUUCUGGCUGCUCUUCAUGUUCAUCUGACCUUCAUCAACUCUGGACUCAAUUUGCUGGAAGAACAACAAACAACCUCCAAGAAGUCUGAUUUAUUUGGAAAAAAAAGACAUUUUCAAUCUUUCUACCGGAGUGCUGUGGACAAGGCCUUACAGAGUCCAAAUGGACACCUGGACUUGUUCCUCCGCUUCCUCCUGGGUCUUUCACUGCAGACCAAUCAGACUCUCCUACGGGGCCUGCUGACACAGACAAGAAGUAACUCACGGACCAAUCGGAAAACACUCCAGUACAUCAAGACGAAGCUCAGCGAGAAACUGAGUUCAGAGAAGACCAUCAAUCUGUUCCACUGUCUGAAUGAACUGAAUGAUCGUUCUCUAGUGGAGGAGAUCCAACAGUCCCUGAGUUCAGGAAGUCUCUCCACAGAUGAACUGUCUCCUGCUCAGUGGUCAGCUCUGGUCUUCAUCUUACUGUCAUCAGAAAAAGAUCUGGAUGUGUUUGACCUGAAGAAAUACUCUGCUUCAGAGGAGGCUCUUCUGAGGCUGCUGCCAGUGGUCAAAGCCUGCAACAAAGCUCUAUUGAGUGCCUGUAACCUCUCAGAGACAAGCUGUGAAGCUCUGUCCUCAGUCCUCAGCUCCCAGUCGUCUAGUUUGAGAGAGCUGGAUGCAAGCAACAACAACCUGCAGGAUCCAGGAGUGAAGCUUCUUUCUGUUGGUCUACAGAGUCAACAUUGUACACUGGAAACUCUGAGACUGAGUGGCUGUGACCUCACAAAGAAAAGCUGUGAAAGUCUGUCUUCAAUCCUUAGCUCCCAGCCCUGCAGUCUAAGAGUGCUGGAUCUGAGUGAUAACAACCUGCAAGACUCAGGAGUGGAGAUUCUGUCUGCUGGAGUGAGAAGUCCGUACUGUAAACUAGAAACUCUCAGUCUGUCAGGCUGCCUGAUCACAGAGGAAGGCUGUACUUCUCUGGCCACAGCUCUGAGCUCCAACCCCUCCUAUCUGAGAGAGCUGGACCUGAGCUACAAUCAUCCAGGAAACUCGGGAAUGAAGCUGUUGUCGGCCGGACGGAAGGAUCCACGCUGGAGACUCGACAUUUUGAAGGUGGAGCCUGCUGGAGUCCGAUGGUUGACACCAGGUCUGAGGAAGUAUUCUUGUCAACUCACAAUCGACACAAACACAGUACACACAAACCUCCAACUGUCUGACAACAACAGGAAGGUGACACAUGCUGAGGAGGUUCAGUCAUAUCCUGAUCAUCCAGACAGAUUUGAUGUUUAUGAACAGCUGCUGUGUAGAGAUGGUCUGACUGGUCGCUGUUACUGGGAGGUCGAGUGGACAGGAGACGUUGAGAUAUCAGUGAGUUCCAGAAAAAUCAGAAGGAAAGGAGACAGUACUGACUGUUUGUUUGGAUGGAAUGAUCAGUCCUGGAGUCUCAUCUGCUCUGGUGAUCGUCCUCGUUCUGUCAGGCAAAAUAAGACAGAAAAAUCCAUCUCCUCCUCCUCCUACUCUGUCUGUAACAGAGUAGCAGUGUAUGUGAACUGUCCUGCUGGCACUCUGUCCUUCUACAGAGUCUCCUCUGACACUCUGAUCCACCUCCACACCGUCAACACCACAUUUACUGAAACUCUCUAUCCUGGGUUUUGGUUCAGGUCUCCUGGUUCGUCAGUGUGUCUGUGCUGAGUUGAAUGUAAAGAAAGUCCUCCUGUUGGAGAAACACUCUGACUGUUGAGUAGAAAGGGCGUGUGCAAACAGUGUGUAACUAUUGCAGUGUUUACAGUGUGUUAGAUGGAGGAGUUGUACAGGGAGAUGGCUGCGGGCAGGAAUGAUUUCCUGUGUCGUUCAGUGGUGCUUUUCUCACUGAACAUGCUCCUGUGAGUAGCCAGCAUGUCACGGAGUGGGUGGGAGGUAUUAUCCAACAUUGUUUUUAUCUUGGACAACAUCCGCCUCUCAGACACCACCCUAAGGGAGUCCAGCUUCAUCCCCACAACAUUACUGACCUCAACAUGCUGCCCCGGCAUGCAACAGCAUAGAGGAUAGCACUGGCCACAACAGAGAUACAACAAGAUAAGUGUUUGAGCAGUUAUGAUAUCAGGGACAAUCUAGACAUGUGUGACAAUACUGAACAUGUCACAUGACACACCUUAGACGUCAUGUGAUCCACUCUCAGUCUGCACUUUCAUUCAUGACUUCAACAUGUUGAAAUGAGCUUUGAAGAAACAUUGAGUGAAGUAAAGUUUCCAUCACAGGAUUCAUGUGAGCACCAGAUGAACUUUACGAAGAAUCAGUGGAUUUAUCUUCUGUUUGAGAUCAACUUUUAUCACUUAGAGCCAUCUUAAGUCAAUUUUUUCCACUUCUCACUCACUAACAUCUCAUAUGAUUUCAGAUCCCUGCUGUCCCCCACCUGCCCUGUAGGUGGCCUCAAUUUGUUUCCACUGUAAAAAAAUAAACAGAAAACAACAAACAGAAUGAAAUGACCUGAAAUCGCUUCAAUCUGAUGUUUAAUGAAAACAGUUCAAAGUCAGCAGAUCAAAUGUUCAAA